Molecule: messenger RNA, 946 nt
Organism: Amaranthus tricolor (Joseph's coat)
Lineage: Eukaryota; Viridiplantae; Streptophyta; Magnoliopsida; Caryophyllales; Amaranthaceae
Exons: 3
Coding region: 1-729 (242 amino acids)
Source: RefSeq, a predicted model, not a curated record
AUGGAGUAUGUACAACAUAAAGAUGGUAUUUCCGUUGUCGGAUUCCGAAGAGGCGGAGAUAGUGGGAGUAUUUUGCAUAUAUCCACACAGACACCACUAAUCCCUCUAUUUCGCAAACGAAUUUUCCUCCGCUUUUGGUCGCCUCGCUGGGUUUUUGUAGGGUUUUACUUCUUACAAAAAUCCUCAACAAAAGCACCCAUGGAAGCUAAAUCAUCAACACCUCAAAACCCUAGCGACCAAAACCAUUCUCAACCCACAAAUUCGCAGAACCCUUAUCCCAAAAUGGACGCUAAUCAAAACCCUGAUUCAGAAACCCCCGUUAGCCAAAACCCAGAAAACUCCAAUCAACCCACCAACCCGGAUGAAAAGGGGCAAAUUAACAAUGAAGAGAGAGAAAAUACCGAAGAAGAAGAAGAAGAGGAAGAAGGAGAGUGUGGGUUUUGCUUGUUCAUGAAAGGGGGAGGUUGCAAAGAUGCAUUUAUAGCAUGGGAACAAUGUGUUGACGAAGGGGAGAAAAACAAGGAAGAUAUAGUUGAAAAAUGUUUUGAGGUUACUACAAAUUUGAAGUUAUGUAUGGAAGCUCAUUCAGAUUAUUAUGAACCCAUUCUUAGAGCUGAAAAAGCAGCUGAAGAAGAGGUUAAACAAGAAAUGGAACGAGAGGCAGAUCGGAAUUCUGUUAUUAAGACAGUUGAGGAAAGUCCAGAGAUUGAAGUUCAAAAAGAGGAUUAAUUUCAGGAUUUUGGUUGAUCUUUUGUCAGCCAAAGUUGGGAUUUUAGUUGAAGAUUGGAGGAGUUCAAUUCUGACAUAGUGAGCAGGUCAGAAGAGGAGCUUUCUGAACUUCAAGGUAGUCAGCUGCUGAAUACUACACUGGGUGUGAAGGAAUUAGUAGCAAAUGAAUUUGCAAAACUAGAGGAAGAAGUAAUAAUUCCCUACAAGAGACUAUUCC